AUGAUCGAUCCCAUCCUCAUUCGAACUCCUCCUAUCCUACACCCUGACAUCCUCGUGCGCAUUUUAUACUUCUGCCCACGCGCAACUCAGGCUGUUGCAGCUCGCCUAUCAAAGGAUCUGCAUGAGCUCGCCAUCACAGCUCUCUACCGUCACUUAUCGCUCAACUUUGACUCUCCUCACCCCCUCUCCCGCGGACACAGCUACCAGACCGCCUAUACCCCUACCCCCAACCCCAACCCCAACAUUUCCCUCAUUCGUUCUCUCCAUGUAUUCUCGACCAAUACCAGGGGCCGGUCUGCCCUAUCUUCCAUCCCGGCCUCCUCCCUCGCGAUCCCCAAUCUCCGCUCCCUCCAUAUCCAGCUCGACGCAGACACCAACCGCUGGCCCCAGAGUGGUACGCUGGCUCGGUCACUUCUCGAGCCCGGGCCACCCGAACUCAUUCUUUCCGCCGACGAGGGGUGCGACGUCCUCCGCUGGCUGAUACUUAGUAGGUGUAUGGAGCGUAUACCGAGCGGCGUCAGGACCUUGGUGAUACAGACGAGCUACGGAAGAGCGGGGGUCAGGGGAGGAGGAAAUGGUCGCUCGUGGCCACUGAGCGCGGAUGCGUGGUUCAAGAGCGUGGUCAAGGAAACGGCGAGCUGGGGAGUCAGUCCUUUCACCGGCGAUAUCUCUCUCCGGGUUCAAGGUCACUGCGGGGUAGAAGGUGAGGCGAGAAGGAGCGAUGGGGAAGGUAAUGGCGGACAGGACGAACAGUGGUCAGAAGUACUCUUGACACUGGCUCGGAACAUCGCGAUAUUACGGCUGCUUGCCAUGCGCAGGACGGGAAUGGUGAGGGUAAUGCUACCAGAGGUGCCUGCGCCUAUUAUGCGGAUAUCGGAAGUGAAGGAGCCAGGAGGGGCAGUGAAGGGAGAGGAAAGGAAGCUGGGGCUCAUUGACAUGAUCCAGCUGGCGAUGAUGGAAAUGGCGGAGUGGCGGGGCCUAAGGGAAGACGUUGUCGAUCAGGCCAUGGCAGGGAUCGAGGUUCACGGCUAG
This is a messenger RNA of Dioszegia hungarica, 1032 nucleotides long. RefSeq lists its product as uncharacterized. The record is from RefSeq and is a predicted model, not a curated record. The transcript has a single exon. The coding region runs from base 1 to 1032 and encodes 343 amino acids. NCBI's taxonomy places the organism in Eukaryota, Fungi, Basidiomycota, Tremellomycetes, Tremellales, Bulleribasidiaceae.